Aptenodytes forsteri (emperor penguin) is the source of this 3817-nucleotide messenger RNA. RefSeq names its product centlein (gene CNTLN). Gene Ontology annotation, cellular component: centriole; centrosome. The record is from RefSeq and is a predicted model, not a curated record. The transcript is spliced from 26 exons. Bases 1 to 3789 code for a protein of 1262 amino acids. Gene Ontology annotation, biological process: centriole-centriole cohesion; protein localization to organelle. Lineage: Eukaryota; Metazoa; Chordata; Aves; Sphenisciformes; Spheniscidae.
AUGGCUUCGGGGCGCGCGGAGGCGGCGGCACCGCGGGUGGCAGAGCUGGAGGAAGAGCUGCGGAGUCUGGCGGAGGAGCUGGGCCGCUGCCAGGCUGAUAAAGAAUUUGUGUGGUCUCUGUGGAAACGUCUCCAAGUGUCAAGUCCAGAUCUUACUGAAGUUGUCAGCUUGGUUGUGGAAAGAGAAAAGCAGAAAACUGAAGUCAAGGACAGAAGGGUUUUAGAGAUUUUGCAAGCCAAAGACAGCAAAAUAGAAACCCUAGAACAGAGACUCACAGGACAGCAGCAGGAGAUAAACAACUUAAUACAGAGAAAAAUUGCUGUGGAUGAGGAAAAUGCCCGUUUGAAGAAUGAAUUCAGUAACUUGAACCAGAAAUUUAAAGAUAAAAGCCAAGAACUUAAGGACACUGAGGAGUGUGCACAGAAUAAGGAAGAGCAAAACAGACUGGUUAUAAAAAACCUGGAGGAGGAAAAUAAGGGAUUAAAUACAUGCUGUGCUGACCUGCUAAAUGACCUGGAGAAACUGAGGAAGCAGGAGGCACAAUGGAAAACAGAAAAAUCUGGCAAUGAUGCCAGGAUAAAGAAUUUGGAAACUGAUUUAGCAGAGGCAAGAGAACAAAUGAAAGAGUUGCGCAGUAUAUGCAGUAACUUGUCAACUCAGGUAGCUGUGAAACAGGAAGAACUGUCUCAAAAGGACUGUGAUGUGAUCAGAGCUAGGAAGGAGUUACAGGAGAUGCAGAAUCUUUACAGACAAAACAUUAAACAUACAGCACAGCAGGCUGAGCUGAUAAAGCAGCUUCAGGCUCUCAAUACUGAUACACAAAAAGUACUGAAAGACCAAGAAGAUGCUCACACAGCUGAAGCAACAUCAUAUGAAAAACUUUAUAACGAAUUGACUUCGUGUUUUGAAACUGUUAAAACAAGUGAAAUUCAACUGCAGCGAAACUGUGCCUCUCUUCAGGAUCAGUUGCUUAGAAAAGAUCAAAAGAUUUGUCAGCUACAAGAGCAACUUCAGAAGGCUCAUGAUGCUUUAAAUGCAUUACAUGAGAAUUCUUCUCCAAAAUGUGAAGUACAGGUAUUUCAACAGCCGCCUUUAAGUGAGCUAGAGUGCAUUAUUACAAUGCAAAAAUCUGAAAUUGAGCUUUUACAGAAAAAAUUGAAAAAAGCAAGUCUUAACCUAGCAGAGCAUAAUUUUUACACUACAGAUACUCUGGAAAGCAACAAUAUAAGGACUGGAAGAAAGCAUGAGGAACCACCUGUGAAACGUUCAAGGUCUCUGUCCCCAAAGAGCUCUUUUAGAGAGUCAGAGGAGACUCAAGAAACUGAUGAGCUAAGAGCAGCCCAUGAAAAAUGCAAAGAGAGGCUGCAGAUGUUACAGACCAACUACAGAGCACUAAAAGAGCAAUUAAAGCAGUGGGAAGAGGGCGAUAGCAGGGUUGAAAGUAGUAAAACCAGAUACCAGCAUGCAGACCCCCGUCAGCUUUGUCAAGAGGAUUCUGAUGCUGUGUGGAAUGAACUGGCUUUUUUCAAAAGGGAACACAAAAAGCUGUUGAUUGAAAAACUGAAUCUUGAAGAAGAACUGGAUCAGAUGAAAGUACACCUAUCUGUGGAGCCACUUUUUAAACUUAGUGAAGAUGAUGGGGUCAAGAACAGUACUCCAGAGAGGAAUAUGAAAGAAGUUUCACAUCAGAUGUUACAGAAGGUACAACAACUAGAAAGAAGAUUCAAAGCUAUUGAAGGGGAAUUAAAGAAACAGAAAGAAGUAAAUAAAGACUUACUGAAGGAGAAAAAUUAUUUGAAAGCAUCUUUAAAAGUGCAAAAGGAAGAUGCAGACACAAGAGAAAGAGAGCUGGAAACGCUACUUACGAGGAUUUGUGAAAUAAAAAAAGACAAAGCAGAACUUCAGUUAGUGAUUGAUGAGCAGCAAAAAGAAGCUGCCUCUUUGAAGAGGCAAGUGGCAGAAGCUAACAGGUUGAGAAAUGAAAAUGAAGAUUUGCUGAGUCAAUUGCAGGAGCUGAAGUGUUUGCUGGAUGAAGCCAAAGCAGUGGCAACCUCUGGGCGAUGUAAUUGCAAGAUAACAGGCACCAAGGUUAAAUUAAAAACAGCUAAGAAAAAGAGCUCUUUGGGACAUCAUGGAGCUUUUCUCAAACAGUCCAUCAAGGUUAUGAGUAAUGUAUUUGAGAACUUCAGUAAGGACGGCUGGGAGGAUGUGAGUGAAAGCAGUGACUCUGAAAUACCAACUUCUGAAAGUUUGGAAACAGUGAUUAUGAAGACAGUGCAAAACAUUGAUCCACUGCCAGACAGAAGUAAACAACAGGGAAAAAAGCAAAUACAAGAUAGUCAAAAGCCCUGCAACAUUAUUCAUUUAGAAGGCAAAACCCAGCAGUAUAAUAAAAAGGGCCAUUCACAGAAUAAAGAAAAGUUACAUUCCAAGAGGAGGAAGAUCUGCUGUCUCAUAACAUCUUAUCCAUCAAUUCUAAGCAAAGCGAACAGAACAAAAAGGAGAAAUAUCAUUGUCCAGAAACCGGGCUACUCUGUUACUCUACUGCAGGAAAGAAUUAAGUCAUUGCAGCAGCAGAUAGCUGUUUUACAGAAUGAAAAAAAGACAGCAGUGUCUUCUGUGAAGGGAUUUAAAGAAACCAAUGAAAAACUAACAACUCAGCUACAUUUGGCUGAUCAGAGACUUCAAACUAGUAAACUGACCAUAGAGGUGUUGACCUCCAACCUGGCCAAGUGGCAACAGGAGAAAGAAGAUUUACAAGGAAAAUUGAAGUUGAGAGAACAUCUGUCUCGAACUGCUGGCAAGAGUGAAGCCACACCAGCUCCUUCAAAGAACAUUGAUUCAGAGAUGAAACAGCUGCAGUGGAAACUAAAGAAUUCGAAUAAUGAAAUCACUAAGCAAUCAACCACCAUUAAGUCACUAAAAAACGAAGUCCAGGAAAGAGAAGAACGGAUUCGGGAACUACAAGCGAAGAUUUCUCGAUUGGAGAGGGACCUUAAUAUGAAAAGACAUUUGAUAGAAGACUUAAGGUCUCGUCUAAAAGCAAAUCAAGAAAAUGAGAAAACCUCUAAUGAAACAUUAGAAAGUCUUGAGAGAAAGGUAAAGGCACUGGCUGGAGACUGUUUGAACAAAAAAACUUCCAUCGACUCGCUGAAACAAAGACUUAAUGUAGCUACAAAAGAGAAGUCUCAGUAUGAGCAGAUGUAUCACAAGGCUAAAGAUGAGUUGGAGAAAAAGGAUCUCAAGCUUACCAAUCUAGAGAGCAAAAUGAUGGAGACUGAAUGUGCCAUGACUGAACUUGAGACUACUGCAUCUCAACAACUACAUGGCUUGGCUAAACAGAGUGGGCAGGCUUUGGAAACUGUACAGAAGAAGCUGCUGCUCACCAAUGACAAAGUCGAAGAGUUCAUGACAUUUGUGAAGGCUUUAACCAGAGAGUUACAGCACAGCGUACAAGAACUGAGAACAAAAAUCAAACAGGCAAAAAAAAUGGGAGAAGUGAGAGCAUGCAAGAAGGGUCUUUCCCAAGAGUCUGUUCAGUUGGCAGCAUCUAUCCUUAAUGUUUCAACAACCGAUCUUGAGGAGAUAUUAGAAGUAGAAGAUGAUGAGGAAACAGCAAAGACAAAAAUGGAAUUUGAAAAAGAUAAAGAGUGGCUGCAGUAUAUACAGAAACUUCUUGAAGCACAGUUUCCUUUUGCCUCAUACUUAAUGGAUGCCAUAAUGGAAAAAUUAAAUGAAAAGAAGAAACUGCUAGAAGAGUAUAGUUCUCUGAUGAAACACACUGUAUGAUGUUGCUAAGACCUAUCUUUGCAAAGUG